Gopherus flavomarginatus (Mexican gopher tortoise) is the source of this 1191-nucleotide messenger RNA. Its product is annotated as zinc finger protein 665-like. NCBI's taxonomy places the organism in Eukaryota, Metazoa, Chordata, Testudines, Testudinidae. Gene Ontology annotation, biological process: regulation of DNA-templated transcription. The record is from RefSeq and is a predicted model, not a curated record. Bases 412 to 1116 code for a protein of 234 amino acids. The transcript is spliced from 5 exons.
GAGUGUGACCAGCUGCUGGGUGAGCGCCGCGCUGCUGCUGGUCCAUUGUGAGCGGGGAGCCCGGGCGGAGCCGGAGGGUCUGUGCCGGGGAGACCUUCAUUACCCCCCCCCGCCGUGCCCGGCACGGCACGGCACGGCACGGCCCUUGUUCCCGCUGGAGCCACCCUAGGGCCGCCCCGGGCUCUGCCCGCCCCGCUGCGGAGCUGCAGCCUCCAGGGCAGCUCAUCUGCAGUCCCUGCACACCUCUUCCUGCAGCCUAACACAGUGUGCUCUGGGGACCUUUCCAAGCUGCGGGUGACGGGGCUCUGGAGUUAACAGGGUCUGUUCCUGGCUCUGUCACGGACCUGUUUAGUGACCUUGGGGAAGUCACAGCCCCUCUCUCUGUAACACUGUCUUCUGUGACUCGAGAGCAUGAGCACCAGCCUCAGGCAGACUGGCUACAGAUUGUCCACGUUUCGCCGCAGAUCAUCCCCUCCUCCCAGCGGGAAGGAAACGGCUGCAAUGGAGCUGGCUCAGGAGUUGGUGACCUUCGAGGACGUGGCUGUGCAUUUCACCCAGGGGGAAUGGGCACUGCUGGACCCCACUCAGAGAGCCCUCUACAGGGAUGUCAUGCAGGAGAACUAUGAGAAUGUGACCUCGCUGGCUGCAAAUUUUUCAAGCCUCCUUACUCCAUCCCUAAGGCUAGCUCAAAUAAGGUGGAGGAAAAAUAAGACGCAGGACAAAAUGUUCUUGGAAAUCAUGGAAGUAACCCACAAUGAAAGAGCUCCUCUGAAUGAGUGGAAGGACGUGGUAGUAAAGUACAGGAAAGAUGCCAGUGAAUGUGAGGAUAGGAGAGAUGCUCGAGAUGAGAGGUGGCGGCAGGAAGAUCAGAGGUGGUGGGAUGCAACACUGGGGCUGCUGCGUGAUCAAACUGAUAUCCUCCAACUGCUGGUGGAGCUUCAGGAAGAGCAGCAGGGUCACAGAGUGCCGCUGCAGCCCCUGUGUAACCACCCUCACCACUCACCAUGUUCCAUAUCUUCCUCACCCAGACAUUUAAGAACGCGUGGGGGAAGGCUUCGUGCACCCACCCACUCCACCCCCGUGGACAGUCCAACCAAAAGGCUGCCAUUACAUUGAAAUGUUUUUAGUGGCCUUUUCCUUCUCUCCUAUCCUCCUCCCAAACCACACCCGGGAUACCUUGUCAGUUCUCUC